This is a messenger RNA of Sphaeramia orbicularis (orbiculate cardinalfish), 3795 nucleotides long. RefSeq names its product protein inhibitor of activated STAT, 4a (gene pias4a). Bases 13 to 1536 code for a protein of 507 amino acids. The transcript has 11 exons. Gene Ontology annotation, cellular component: chromatin. Gene Ontology annotation, biological process: regulation of transcription by RNA polymerase II; protein sumoylation. The record is from RefSeq and is a predicted model, not a curated record. NCBI's taxonomy places the organism in Eukaryota, Metazoa, Chordata, Actinopteri, Kurtiformes, Apogonidae. Gene Ontology annotation, molecular function: transcription coregulator activity; SUMO ligase activity; zinc ion binding.
UGCUGCACGAAGAUGGCGGCCGAACUGGUGGAAGCGAUGAACAUGGUCAAAAGUUUUCGGGUCUCAGACCUGCAAACGCUGCUGGCCUCAAUGGGUCGCAGCAAAAGUGGGCUGAAACAGGACCUGGUGGGACGUGCACUGAGACUGGUGCAGACUGAAUAUAGUCCGGAGCUGCUCAAGAACGUCAGGCAGCUGUAUGAAUCACGCUUCCCCAAAUCAUCUGGCUGGUUGGCAGCGCGACGUCCAGAGGGCGUCCCAGUAGCCUACUCUUCCCUCAGCUCCUCCCCUACUGCCACCUCUCAGGGCGCAGACUACCUCAAUGGCAUUUCCAAACCAAUACCCACACCUGCAGCGGAAGUCAAGCUGGUGCCACUGCCCUUUUACCAAACUUUGGAGACACUGUUGCCACCAACAGAGCUAAUUGCCCAGAACAAUGAAAAACUGCAGGACAGUCAGUGCAUAUUUGAGUUAACGCCCAACCAAGCUGACCAGAUUAGAAAUGCAAGCGAGCUUCGUCCAGGAAUUGGAUCAAUCCAAGUGGUUCUUAGAAUCUGUUACACAGACUCCAUUGGCGUUCAGGAGGAUCAGUAUCCUCCCAACAUUGCUGUUAAAGUGAACCAGUCCUACUGUCAUGUACCGGGCUACUACCCCUCAAAUAAACCUGGCGUUGAACCCCGUCGUCCUUGUCGCCCUGUGAACAUCACUCCUUGGUUGCAUCUUUCCAAUGUCACUAACAGAGUCACCAUCACCUGGGGAAACUUUGGCAAGCGGUACUCUGUGGCUGUGUACUUAGUGAGGGUGUUCACUGCUGCAGACCUCUUCAGCCAACUCAAACUGUGCUCUGUUGAAAGCGCAGAACGCUGUCGUGAACGCAUCCAAGACAAACUACGCUUUGAUCCAGAAAGUGAAAUUGCCACCACAGGCCUCCGGGUUUCUCUCAUCUGCCCACUGGUGAAGAUGCGUCUUGGCGUGCCAUGUCGAGUUUUAACCUGUGCCCAUCUUCAGUGUUUCGACGCAGUCUUCUUCCUGCAGAUGAAUGAGAAGAAGCCCACAUGGACAUGCCCUGUAUGUGACAAGCCCGCUCCCUUUGAGCUACUCACUAUUGACGGGCUCCUGUCCGAGAUUCUGAAGGAGACGAGCGAGGACAUUGAGGAGAUUGAAUAUUUAACCGACGGCUCCUGGCGACCCAUCAGAGAUGAUAAGGAGAGGGACCGGGAAAGAGAACGCAGCAACACACCAGAGUACCCUGUUGUUGACAUAUGCAUUCCCGAGGCAAACGGUCAUUCACCGGCCCACAGCAGCACCAGUCUGACAGGCAAAUCCGGAAGCAGUUCCGUGGGGGUGUCAGGAGUCACAGGAGGACCCGCUGUUGCGCCAGGAGGAGGCGCAGUGGUAGAUCUGACUCUUGACUCCUCCUCUGAGGAGGAAGGGGGAGGGGCCGGAGGAGACAGCGAGGACACAGAAGACAGCGCCGACAGUCCUGCCCCGAAAAGGGGCCGAUACAACUACGACAAAGACCUGGUCACUGCCUACUGACCCUUCAGUUCUGUCCCCUCAUUGACUGACACACACACAGAGACAGAGAGACAGGGGGCUUCAAACCUGAGGACAGGAACACAGUAAUCCACUAGAUGCAAUGACCUUCCCUUUUGUCCAAACAUCGGAGCCUUUUAGCAGCUCUGAUUUCUAUCCAGACAACACAAACACACACUCAAUCGAGCACUGUUAAUGAAUCUUCAAUCUAGAGCGAUUAGGAUUCCCGUUUGUACUGUACACCACUGGAAGCAACUCUUAACCCAUUCUGGCCAACCGUCACCCUGCAGUGAAUAUCUGUACCGUCCUGCCUCUGCUAAAGAGACUGAAUGGAUCCAACACCCCCUCCUCCCCCUCUCCUCUCUCCAGAUUCUUCCCUCUUCACCAUGCCAUCUCUCUUUGUAUUUGACUUGGAAUUACAGGCUCUUUUAGCCAUGGGCGUUUGAUGUUUGCGUCUCUGGUUUUUGUCACGUUUGUGAUGAACAGGCAAAUUGAAAAUGGGGUCACCUCAGCAGUUUUUGGUAAAAGGUCAAAAACAACAAAUGGAAAAAACACGAGCAAUGAAUAUUUUGGGAGAACUAGGUAGAAAGUUUUCUGGAGUGUGAUUGCAAAAUUAAACCUUGUGAUAUUAUUUCUGGUUUUUCUUCAGAGAAUGAAUUCAAAAAGCUUGAAAGGGGUUUUCAGGAAUUUAUCCUUUUUAAUUAUGAAAGGGCAGAACACAAUACUGGCCUCAGUGUGUUGAUGCUUUCCAUUUUUAUUUUGUCCUUUAGAUAAAGAGAACCUACCUCAGUCAUAAAAAAAAAACUUAGCAGACUGACCAGAGAGUAGCUUAGAAAGAAGAGGACAGAGGAAUGGAGUCUUUCUGAAGCCAAUUUUACACUGGAGAUUUUGUUUUCCUGCUUUUUUUUUCCUCGUUUUAUUCUUUUAUUCCAUCGUUCGUGCAGCUCUGUACCCUCUAAAGCAACAAAAUCAUUGUUGAAGGUGAGUUCUUUAUUGGUAUGCAGCCAAUCUACGGGUGUCAGUGGUCUGAAAACAUGCCACCCUGUAAAAUGUACUAGGGCUGUGUUAGCAUUGUGGAUGGAUUAACUCAUCAAAACAAUUACUGUAUGGCAGCUGUGCCAAAGCAGAUGUAUUUUAAGAAUUCACUUAAGUGGACCGGAUAGGACAUAUGAUUUUGGUGCCUUUUUCUGUUAAACGGUAAAGACUGGAGGCCGUUGCUUUAAGGCUAGCUGAGCUGGCAGCAGGUGAAACCCCAGUUCAAGAGAACAUGUUUUACUUUGAUUUAGUCUAUUCCCCCGCUGAAGUGGCAUAGGAUUCAGAAGUGCUGCCUUCCUCCCAUCAUUUCCUUCUCUUAAAAUAUUUAACUACAUAAAAUUUUCUUAACAGUUGUUUGAAGUCAGUCGUCGUAACAGUUGGGGAUGGUUCCGUGUUGACUGGAGCGACCGGUUACAUAAAGAAGUCCACCUCUGCUCCUGCGCUCUGGAGUUGUAAUUGGUCUGGGCUUUUUUUUUUUUUUAUUUCUGUUGACGGAUGUUGCAUUUCCAAAGCACCAUUCAGAUUACUCAGCUGCGUUGCGUUCAACACGUCUGGCACAAUGAAACUUAAUGAAGUGUCAAUAAGUGCAACCCCACCUACCUUAAGUCAUUGAUUGGAUUACAAAUCGUCCUGUCUCAGACAAGCGGAGGCGUCUCAGCCAACAAUCCCCCUCAGCCUCCUUCCUAUGUAGAUAAGGUCAUAUCUAUUUGCUGGAAUAGAAUUGGACUUUAAUUGCUACAUGCAGUAGGCUCACAGCUAAUAUUCCUCUGCACUUGCACUAGUAUUGUCAGUAUGUGACGGCGACUGCUCAGUAGAGGAUGCUCAGGCUGGAUGUGCUGUCUGCAGGAGGGUCAUCCACUUUGGUCUGAUAGAUGUUGAUGUGUUGUUAGAGCUCUUUGCACUUUGUCUGAUACUUCAUCCCCUUUUUUCACUUUAAAGCCAUCAGAUAGUGAGUAUUAAUCAAGGAUUUCUGACCACCGUGGCCAGUUCUCAACCAUCUCAUGCACAAGAUUUAGAAAAUGUGAAACUAGACAAGCAGUAGAGGCUCAGAGGAAAGGAGGGAGGGAGGGAUGGGGUGGGGGGGCUGAGCAUUGCAUGGUGUGUUUCCUUCGCUUAUCACCCCGUUGCUGCAGUUAAAUCGGAACAGAAUCUAGUUUUGUUUUUGCUGAAAUGCACAGAAAAAUGACAUUGAUCCAGGCACAUCCUCAGAUAGGGUUGAUGAUUGGG